Molecule: messenger RNA, 2563 nt
Organism: Haliotis rufescens (red abalone)
Lineage: Eukaryota; Metazoa; Mollusca; Gastropoda; Lepetellida; Haliotidae
Product: endoglucanase 4-like
Exons: 15
Coding region: 131-2332 (733 amino acids)
Biological process (GO): carbohydrate metabolic process
Molecular function (GO): polysaccharide binding; hydrolase activity, hydrolyzing O-glycosyl compounds
Source: RefSeq, a predicted model, not a curated record
GAGAGCGUGGUCUGACAUAUUGUGUCUGUCUAUAAAAAGAAUGUGAACUCGCAGAUGGUACCAACUGUGUUAUCUAUUAUAACACGGCACUUGCUCUACUAUAUCUGUUGUUUGAGAAGCAAGAGAGAAGAUGUUAGUCCCACUUCUCCUAGCGCUGGUGGCGCGUCAUUCCAUGGGUCUGACAAUUCCCGUUACCCUGGGAAACCAUUGGAGUGGAGGCUUCCAGGGCAAGUUCUGCAUACCCUUCACUAUUGACGUCACUUCCUGGAAAGCGCACAUCACGUUCAGCGAACCCGUGUCAUCACUGGAGAUCUGGCUUGCCGACAUAGAGUCCAAGAGUGCAGACGGAAAGGAAUUCGUGGUUGUCAACAAACCCUUCAACGGAAACGAGCAUACAGGCGACGACCUCUGUGUCAGCUUCCUCGGGCACGGCAGCGGCGACAUCGACCCUACCGCUACUGUUGUCGUUGAGAAUAUGCCCGAUCCCACCACCCCUCCAUCAACGACAAGCACCACGACUACCACCACCACAACAACGCCCACGACGACAAGGACACUUGGACCAGGAGAGACAUGGCCACCGACAACGCCACCACCGCCUACGACCACCGGCCUGCCAUCACUGCACGUCCCCCACAACAGGACGGCCAAGCUGGACCUAAUGCAGCAUCACGGGGAGAACUGGGAGGGGCGGUUCUGCUUCGACCUCAAGGAGGAGAUUGUUGCAUGGGAGCUUAUUAUGGACUUUACGGUAGCGGUCAAGGAGAUCACAAAUUUUGAGGGCGAUUGGACCCACCCCACCACGUCGUGCUCCAAACACCUGACUGUGGUGAACAAACGCUCCAAGGGCGUCCACUACGCCGGCGAACACUACUGCAUCCGGAUGAUGGGCCACGUGUGCGAAGACAAGGACCCCGACGGCACCGCCGUCCUCGUCGACCUCACCAACGACGCACAGACGUUGCCACGACUCCCCGUCGUAACAGGAGCCCAGGCCACCAAGUACAAUUACGCUGAGGUGCUGAUGAAGUCCAUCCUGUUCUACGAGGCUCAGAGAUCCGGGAAACUCCCCCCUGACAACAGGAUCCCCUGGCGGGCUGACUCCGCCCUGGGAGACAAGGGAGAUACUGGGGAGGACCUCACUGGGGGGUGGUAUGACGCUGGAGACAACGUCAAAUUCAACCUCCCGAUGGCCUUUAGCACAACUCUCCUGACCUGGAGUCUGCUUCAAUACAAGGACGCCUACGAGAAGACGGGUCAGCUGGAGAAGAUGUACGAGUGCAUCAAGUGGCCUCUGGACUACUUCAUCAAGUGUCACACCAAGCCGAAUGAGCUGUACGCACAGGUGGGGGAUGCCGGCAUAGAUCACGGCGUCUGGACCAGCCCAGAGCGCAUGACCGGAAGGAGACCUGCCAUGAAAAUAGAUGCAGCAAACCCAGGGUCCGAUUUGGCAAUGGAAACAGCCUCUGCCAUGGCUGCUGGUUCCAUAGCAUUUAAACAAAAAGACCCCGCUUACUCGGCCACCCUGCUGAAACACGCCAAGCAGCUGUUCGAGUUCGGCAGGGCGAACCAGGGAAAAUACAGCAACAGUGUACAAGGGGCCCAGGGAUUUUACACAUCCCAGGAUUACGAGGACGAGAACAGCUGGGGAGGUGUGUGGCUGUACAAGGCUACUGGAGAUCAGACCUACCUGGACUAUGCAGAGAAACACUUCGUGAACAAAACCGCCUGGGGCUUCUCCUGGGAUGAGAAGAUCGGCGGUGCCAAUUUACUGAUGUACGAGGCCACGAAGAAGGACAUGUACAAGCGGGUGAUCGUGGACACUUUCGUCUCGUGGUUCCCAGGUGGAGAUAUCACAUACAGCCCUAAAUGCAUGGCCUUCCGGCUGGAGUGGGGGGCCUUGAGAUACGCAUCCAAUACGGCAUUCCUAGCUUUGGUUGCUGCGGACGACGGAAUUAAUACCGAGUCGUACCGGAAGUGGGCAAUGACGCAGCUUCAUUACGCAUUUGGCGACGCCGGAAGGAGUUACAUCGUCGGCUUUGGCGUGAAUCCACCUGAACGGCCACAUCAUCGCGCCAGCUCCUGCCCCAUGUUACCGGCCCCAUGUGACUGGGAGUCCCAGACCAACAAGGGCCCCAACCCCCACACCCUGUACGGCGCCAUGGUGGGCGGCCCCGGUAAAGACGACAGCUACAAGGAUGACAGAAAAGACUACGUCAAGAAUGAGGUAGCAUGCGACUACAACGCCGGCAUGCAUGCCUCUACAGCAGGCCUAAUGCAUCUGGCUCUCGCCCACGAGCUCCCCACGUCAUACAAGGAGAUCUGCCCCUAGAUGCAGCCUUCACACCGUCUUGACGCAACACCAUAGAAGCUGGAAAAUUUCUUCAGAAAUUCAAUUGUUUAAAGUGUGUUUCUGAAGUAUGACAUUGAAAGUUUACACAACCAUGAUACAAUUCGGCCUGUGUCUUAGACAAGCAGAUAUAUUCAUGUAUAUUGAAAAAAGAUUAGUUGUAAAUAUAACACGCCAGAGAAUAAUCAAUGAUAAAAGUGAUUGAGAAUAUUG